Apis florea (little honeybee) is the source of this 1805-nucleotide messenger RNA. Its product is annotated as tubulin-specific chaperone A. Gene Ontology annotation, molecular function: beta-tubulin binding. Gene Ontology annotation, cellular component: microtubule cytoskeleton; cytosol. Gene Ontology annotation, biological process: tubulin complex assembly; post-chaperonin tubulin folding pathway. The record is from RefSeq and is a predicted model, not a curated record. NCBI's taxonomy places the organism in Eukaryota, Metazoa, Arthropoda, Insecta, Hymenoptera, Apidae.
UAUUAAUUUCAGUAUAAAAAUUAUUUUAUUUAAAACAUUAUAAAAUAUUAAAUAUAAAUUAAAUAAUCGAUUAAAAUGAUCGACAUUCUCGACAAGUUCAUGUUAUAAGAAUAUAAGUUAACGGAAUGAGUCUUAUCAAUCAGUAUAACCUUUAUGUCAUAGAAUUCUAUUAGUGGUGCCAUAUAACAAUAACUGUUACGAUUUUAACCUAACCUAAUUCAAAUAAUUUUUCUGUAUAAAAGAAUAACUAUUCAUCUUACCUUAUAAGGAAAACCUUGUUUAAUCAGUAAACGCUUCAUUUUCUGCAUCUGAAGUAAAAUAUUUCAAUUAAAACAAUGUCUGAUCCUCGUAUAAGAAUUUUAAAAAUUAAGACUGGAGUAGUGAAACGUCUCGCGAAAGAAAAAAUCACGUAUGAAAAAGAAGCAGCACAGCAACGUGAAAGGAUACAAAAAUUAAAGGAACAGGAUAAAGAUGGUUAUGAUAUAAAAAAACAAGAAGAAGUACUUCAAGAAUCUCUUAUGAUGGUACCAGAUUGUCAACGACGUCUUGCAAAGGCUUUUGAAGAACUUAAAAAAAUUUUGGAUACAGAGCAAGAUUUGAAAGAGAUUGAAGAUUAUAUUGAAGCAGAAAAAAUAUUACAAGAAGCACAAGCUCAACUUCCUAAAGAAGGAGAAAUUAUGGAAAUGUGUUAAAAAAGCAAAGCCUACUAAUUUUAUUAAAAUAUUAUGGAAAGUUGAGAAAACUAUAUUUUCAUCUAAAAUAGCAUAAGAUUUGUAAACAAGUUAAAGUAAUCAUUUAAUGCAUAAAGAAAGUGAUAGUAUUAAGAUAUUUUAUAUUUUUUCAAAUUAAGUAGUCUUUAACAAUUAUGUUUAAUAAUCAAAAUUUAAAGGAUCCUACACAAAAUUAUAUGGAUCCAAAUUAUAAUAUGUCUCAUUUAAUGAAUCAAUAUAUUUAUAAUACAAAUUAUAAUAUGAAUAUAUAUCAAAGUUAUAUUUAUCCAGUUGGUACAUUUGAAAAUGAAAAUGCUACAUCAGUAAUUAAUGUAGGAAUUCGACAAGCAGAUGAAAAAAAUAUUGAAAAUUUUCUCUUAGAAAUUGAUCAAUCCAGUAAUAUAAAUGACCAGAGAAAUAUAUGUAAAAAAUCUAAAAUUGCAAUAAUUAAAAAUGCUAUAACAUCUGCAUAUAAAUUAAAUGAGAAAUUAAAGAUAAUUUGUGCAGAAUUUAAAAAUACCCAACAUUUAAUGGAAGAUGAAUGGCAACAAAAAAUAAAUAUUUGUAAUACAGCAAAAGAAGAAAUUGUUCAAUUAUUAGAACCUAUUAGAGAUCAAAAUUUUUUAAAUCAAUUAAAAAAGGAUUUAGAGAAACGAAAAAAAAAAGAUUAAGAGAAAAAAUUAAAAAAGAAAAAUGGAAAAAUGAAAAAAUAAUGAAAAUGGAAAGAAGGGCAAGAAUGCAUGCACAAAUUGAUUUGUGGAUUAGGAAAGAACAAGCUGUAAUAGAUAAAGAAAAGCAAGAAGAAAAUUUACGUAAAGAUGCUGAUAUGAUUUUAUUUGAUGUUAGAGGGAAAAAAAUUGAUGCUAGGAAAUAUCUUGGAUUGUUACAAGAAUUACGAAAUUUACGUAAUGUUAAGGCUAAUAUUGCCAGAGCAAGAGGGGAACAUUUAUCUUCAGCAGCUGAUGAAGCAUUUAAUAAUAUUAUUGCAAAAUUAACAGAACAAUGGUCAAUGCUUGAUCGUGAAUAUUCUACAGAAGAACAAGGUUUAAAAUUAAUGUUAAAGAAUGAUAAUGAAAAGAGAAUUGAAAAACAAAA